Molecule: messenger RNA, 3117 nt
Organism: Zasmidium cellare ATCC 36951
Lineage: Eukaryota; Fungi; Ascomycota; Dothideomycetes; Mycosphaerellales; Mycosphaerellaceae
Exons: 2
Coding region: 1-3117 (1038 amino acids)
Biological process (GO): transmembrane transport; fungal-type cell wall biogenesis
Source: RefSeq, a predicted model, not a curated record
AUGAUCCCACGGAUACGAAUGGGCUUGCUGGCCCUCUUCGCCUUUGUAUCAUGCCUCUCAACUGUGCUGGCCCAGACCAACGGCACCACGAGCGAUGGGAUAAGAUGGAUCACAUACCAGAGCCCAGAUGGCGAGACCGUCUACCUGCAAGACAACCGCAAACCCUCGCUGUACACCCAGAACUUUGGAGAUUGUUUGGGCGGCAGUUCCAUCAAUGUCACUCGCUUCGAUGCGGCGUACUAUCGGGACAAUAUGACCGUGCUGUUUCACCUGGCUGGAAAUUCGGGCAUCGCCAACGACAGCUUGAUGAUGUACAUUGGAGUAUAUGCCUAUGGAGAGGACAGAUUUGAUCUGGUGUUCAAUCCAUGCAAUGCCAACAUCUACAGUCUUUGUCCCAUCAACUCGAGCGUACCCAUCACCGCCAGUGGUAUCAUCCCUGUCGCACCAUCGGACGUCGCGAAUAUUCCAGCUAUUGCUCUUACCAUCCCCGACUUCGAAGGAGAGGCGAUCCUGCGCAUCUUCUCCAACACCUCGCACGAAGAGAUUGCUUGCUACUCGGCGGUCGUCACGAAUGGCGGCUCCUUUGGCCAGCCUGAGUCUGUGGGAAGCGUUCUGGGAGUCUUCACCUUUGUGGCCAUGAUUGCUUCAUUCGCCACGGCAAUCUACGGAGAAGCUGUCCCGACCAUGCGAUUGCAUUACGCGCACUCUCUGUCGGUGGGUGUUGUAUUCUCGGUCUGGCAGCACAUUUUCUUCACGGGAGCGCUCUCCGUGAAUUGGCCCUCUGUGCUGGUGGCCUGGUGGAGUAAUUUUGCAUGGGCAGGAGGCAUGAUUUACACCUCAAGCAUGCAGAGCAGCAUCAACAACUUGAUUGGCCAGAACACUGGCAAUACCUCUCAAGUCGGUGCCGCGCAAGCAGGAUCACCAAACUCGGGAGUAGGAGGAGGGUACGACAUCAGCUCAAUCUACAAGAGAGCGCUUAGUGGUGGAAUGCAGCGUGCGGCCAACCACCCGCUCUUCCGCGACAUCGCUUCAGAAAUCUACAAUCGCGACCCAAGGACGGUAUUGAAGCGCGACAUUGUCCGACGAACUGCUGAGGGAUUUCUUCGACGUCGGGACAACACUCUCGCAGACGCCAGCGAAGGAUACCACUGGUAUGGUCAUCCCGUCAAGAACGGCCUGCCUCUACCAGGUAACUACUCUGGCUUUGCAGGAACUCUCGCCGAGGAGGGCAUCCCCGUCAGCAAUGCUUUCAUGACCGGAUUCCUGUGGUUCUUGAUUCUGAUCGUCAUCGUGGUUGCUGCCGUCAUGAUCUUCAAGUGGACCUUGGAGGCGCUUGCAAGGCUCAAAUGGAUCAAGCAGGACCGCCUCAAGUUCUUCCGUGAUCACUGGCUCGGGUACAGCGGGUUGGUUGCCCUUCGAACUUGUUUCAUUGGCUGGUUCAUGAUGAUGUUCCUCACCAUCUUCCAAUUCACCUACGAUUCCUCGGGAGGUGUCAAGGGCAUUGCGGCGAUUGUGUUCAUUAUCUUCUUCCUUGGUCUCCCGGCUAUCUCUGCAUACGCCGUCUGGUACAAGUGGAAUGUCACCGACUACAACGAAGGCCCCCGGUCAGAGCGUAACAAGCUGCUUGCCGGCAGAUUGCCCAUCCCACGCUUCGGCUUGAAAAAGACCGCUCACACCACCGUCAACGAGGAGUCCGGCGAACAAUCAGCAAAUGAAGACAAGUCAGGCAGUAAACCGAUCUGGAAACGCAUGGCAUCCGCCGGCACUCUCAGCAGUAUCAUGGAGCGCGAAGGUGACAUGAAGAGCAUUCACGAUGAUGAGGACUAUACCAAGAAGUUCGGCUGGUUGGCGUCUCGCUUUAGGCGCACACGCUGGUGGUUCUUCACUGCAUGGCUGUUCUACACUUUCCUCGAGGCUAUCUUUUACGGUGGUGCUUCCGGCUACGCACAAGCUCAAGUCUUCGGCCUGCUCGUCAUCGAAUUCCUGGCCUUCUGCUUCAUCAUCUGGGCGAGACCAUUCGAGGGCCAGAGGCUCAACCUGCUCGUUGUCUACUGCCUGGGUUUCAGCAAAGUCACGUCCGUUGCACUCUCGGCUGCGUUUGAUGUGCAGUUUAACUUGGGCCGCAUCAUCACGACUGUCAUUGGUAUUGUCAUCAUCGUCAUCCAAGGCAUUUUGACCAUCAUCACCAUGAUCGCCAUCAUCAUCGGCGCCAUCAGCUCGUACAUGUCUGUCUCACGUAACAAGGAAGACUUCCGGCCGAGGAAAUGGCAUGGCCUGCGUGAGAAGUAUUUCAACCACCUGGACCGCGCCGUUAACGACUUACCACGAGAACCAAAGCCAAAGAAGCAGCCACCGCCGCCGCCUGAAGAACCGAAGUAUGGAUUCGAGAUGAAGACCGUUCGACGGCUGAACAAGAUUGAAGAUGAAGAUAACGACUUUGUCUCCGAGAUGCGGUCCUUUGACCCCAACGCUUCGUACAUGAGCGUCAACGAGGAGGUACCCUCAACACCAGGAUUUGGCCCUCGCAGCGGGAAUGACACACCUGUCAACCGCAGCCGAGCUAACAGUCGCGCCGCAAGUGUUGCAAGCAUGAGCCAGACCAACUUGCCGUACGGCGCAAGGCCACACCGACCCAGCUGGAAUCAACGAGACUUCACGCCGGUCGACACUCACGUUCCAGACCGCAACAGCACACCCAUCGAUAUGGAGCGGAACGUGCCAGAGGACGACCCCGUUCGACCCCCAUCAGCCAAGGGCAUUCGAACACCAUCGCGUAGUGCGACGAUGCCUGUGAAGCUGAAGCCGCAGACCAGUGUCGACUCACUCAGAGUGGGAGGCGAUGUGAGCACUCGAGAUACGAUCGGCAAUGUACCAGCACCAGCGGUUCGUCCUCGAGCAGGUAGCUACGGCUACAACCGAAGUGCGGCGAGGAGCAUCUCGGACAGCAACAGAAACAGCGACUUCCUCGGUGGUGAUAUCGCAGAUUCACGACCAGGCAGUCAGCGUGCUUCGUUACUCGGUGGUGGGCCAUCUGGUUCAUAUGGCCGCAAUCACCCAUUGACUCCAGCACAAGAAAUGGACGAGUGGACUCUUGCGCAGACGAACUCUCGUCAGUAG